Syngnathoides biaculeatus (alligator pipefish) is the source of this 4462-nucleotide messenger RNA. Its product is annotated as disheveled-associated activator of morphogenesis 1-like. Gene Ontology annotation, molecular function: actin binding; small GTPase binding. Gene Ontology annotation, biological process: actin cytoskeleton organization. The transcript has 27 exons. The record is from RefSeq and is a predicted model, not a curated record. Gene Ontology annotation, cellular component: stress fiber. The coding region runs from base 627 to 3857 and encodes 1076 amino acids. Lineage: Eukaryota; Metazoa; Chordata; Actinopteri; Syngnathiformes; Syngnathidae.
CGGUCGCAGCUUCAGGUCGCUCGCCUCCUUUCUUUCUUUUUUUUUUUUUUUUCUGGGCAAGUCUGGCCGGGGUCGAAAGUGAGCGGGACCUCCCACCUGCGUGGAUUAAUGGAGACGCUGCAGUGAUUUUAAAAGGAGGGGGAGGACGAGGACUCCUGAAUAGGAGAAAAGCGCUUGGGAACCGAUCGGAGACCCCCGAUGACUUAGUUCACCUGGCAGUCCGCCGCCUUGAGUCCACGUUUCCCUCCUGGCGACGAUCCAGCGACGACGCUGCUGCCGACUUCUGCGCUCCGUUUUGUUCUACCGUGACAGCUGACCUCCGCGCUGGAUUUCAUCCCUGAGACGGAGCCAAAGCAGUCGCUAGCAAACAAAUCCCGCCUCUCGCCCCAGGAGGGGAAAGUCCGAGGCCAAAAGACAAUCGGGACGAUUGAGCCGGCCGCGUCCGUCGGUCUGCGAGGCUUUGCAAGAGCUUCUUUUGUCGUCAGACCUCGAAAAGCACCCGGUGGAUCGCUGCCCUUUAAAAGGAGAAUCACGGCUGAAUGGAAAGGAAAAGAACCUUCUGACGUCGGCCGAGCUCUGAGGUGGCGGAGGCCGUGACGUGGAAACCCGGCCCAGCGGGGAGCGCCAUGGCUCCCCCGAAGCGCGGCGACGGCGGCGGCGGCGGCGGCGGCCUCUCUUCGCUCUGCUGCUGUUUUAACAACAGCGACCACCCGGAGAUCACAUACAGACUUCGGGAGGACUUCGCCCUGCAGACCAUGGCGCCGGCGCUGCCCAUGCCAGGAUACGAGGAGCUGGACGGGAUGUUCUCCGAGUUGGUGGACGAGCUGGACCUCACCGAGAAGCACCGGGAAGCCAUGUUUGCCCUCCCCGCUGAGAAGAAGUGGCAGAUCUACUGCAGCAAAAAGAAGGAGCAAGAGGAGAACAAGAGUGCAACCAGUUGGCCGGAGUACUACAUCGACCAGCUCAAUUUAAUGGCGGCUCGAAAGACGCUCCUCGCUCUGGAGAACGUGGACGAGGAGGAGAGGAACAAAACCAUCGAGAACUUGAAGACUGCGCUCAGGACUCAACCCAUGAGGUUCGUGACGCGCUUCAUCGACCUGGACGGCCUGACGUGCAUCCUGAACUUCCUGAAGAACAUGGACUACGAGACGGCCGAGUCGCAGGUCCACACGUCGCUGAUCGGCUGCAUCAAGGCGCUGAUGAACAACUCGCAGGGCCGCGCCCACGUGCUGGCGCACGCCGAGAGCAUCAACGUCAUCGGCCGCAGCCUGGCCAGCGACAACGUCAAGACCAAAGUGGCCGUGCUGGAGAUCCUGGGCGCCGUCUGCCUGGUGCCCGGCGGCCACAGGAAGAUCCUGGAGGCCAUGCUGCACUACCAGCGCUUCGCCUGCGAGAGGACGCGCUUCCAGACGCUUAUUAACGAUCUGGACCGGAGCACGGGCCGCUACAGAGAUGAGGUCAACCUGAAAACGGCCAUCAUGUCCUUUAUAAACGCCGUGCUGAGUCAGGGCGCGGGGGAGACCAGCCUGGAGUUCCGGAUCCACCUGCGAUACGAGUUUCUGAUGCUGGGCAUCCAACCCGUCAUCGAUAAGCUGCGUUCUCACGAGAACGCCACUUUAGACAGGCAUUUAGACUACUUCGAGAUGCUGCGGAACGACGACGAGCUGGCUCUGUCGAAGCGUUUUGAGUCGGUCCACGUGGACACCAAAAGUGCCACCCAAGUGUUCGAGCUGAUCCGCAAGAAGAUGAACCACACGGACGCGUACCCGCACUUUAUGUCGGUCCUCCAUCACUGCCUCCUGAUGCCACACAAGAGGAGCGGCAACACGGUCCAGUACUGGCUGCUCCUGGAUCGCAUCGUCCAGCAGAUGGUGCUGCAGAACGACAAGGGCCACGAUCCCGACGCGGCGCCGCUGGAGAACUUCAACGUGAAAAACGUCGUGCGCAUGUUGGUCAACGAGAACGAGGUCAAGCAGUGGAAGGAGCAGGCGGAAAAGAUGCGAAAAGAGCACCACGAGCUGCAGCAGAAGCUGGAGAAGAAGGAGCGCGAGUGCGACGCCAAGACGCAGGAGAAGGACGACAUGAUGCGGACGCUCAACAAGAUGAAGGAGAAGCUGGAGAAGGAGAGCGGCGAGCACAAGAACGUCAAGCAGCAAGUGGCCGAGCUCACCGCGCGCCUCCAGCAGCUCAGCGCCCGACAGGCCACCAUCGUGCCCGGCGGCCCCCCCUUCAUCCCCGGCGGCCCCGCUUCCCCUCCGCCGCCGCCGCCGCCGUCCUUCCCGGGACCGUGCCCGCCUCCGGGCGGGGCUCCGCCUCCCCCGCCUCCGCCCCCGCCGCCGGGCGGCCCUCCGCCGCCGCCCUUGGGCGGCGGCCCCCUGCCGCCGCCCGGGGCCCCGUCGGGCCCCUCCGUGCAGAGGAAGAACAUCCCGCAGCCCGGCAACCCGCUCAAGUCCUUCAACUGGUCCAAGUUGGCCGAGAAUAAACUCGAAGGCACCGUUUGGAAGGAGGUGGACGACGCCAAGGUCUUCCGAGUUCUGGAUCUGGAGGACAUCGAAAGGACCUUCUCGGCCUAUCAGAGGCAGCAGGACUUCUUUGCGAUCAAUAACAGCAAGCAGAAAGAUCCGGAGGACGACACGCCGAGCUCCCGAAAGGUGAAGGAGCUGUCGGUGAUCGACGGCCGCCGGGCGCAGAACUGCAACAUCCUCCUCUCGAGGCUGAAGCUGUCCAACGACGAGAUCAAGCGGGCCAUCCUCACCAUGGACGAGCAGGAGGACCUCCCGAAAGACAUGCUGGAGCAGCUGCUGAAAUUUGUGCCGGAGAAGAGCGACGUGGACCUCCUGGAGGAGCACAAGCACGAGCUGGACCGCAUGGCCAAAGCUGACCGCUUCCUCUACGAGAUGAGCAGGAUCAACCACUACCAGCAGAGACUGCAGUCCCUGCACUUCAAAAAGAAGUUUGCGGAAAGAAUCGCCGAGAUCAAACCCAAAGUGGAAGCGCUGACGAAGGCCUCCGAAGAGGUUUUGCGCAGCAGGAACCUGAAGCAGCUCCUGGAGGUGGUCUUGGCCUUCGGCAACUACAUGAACAAGGGCCAGAGGGGGAACGCGUACGGCUUUAAGGUGUCGUCGCUCAACAAGAUCGCCGACACCAAAUCCAGCAUCGACAAGAACGUCAACCUGCUGCAUUACCUGAUCACCAUCCUGGAGAAGAAAUACCCCAAAGUGCUCCAGUUCCAGGCGGAGCUGCCGAACGUGCCCGAAGCGGCCAAAGUCAACAUGACGGAGCUGGAAAAAGACGUCGGCAACCUGCGGAGCGGCCUGAAGAGCGUGGAGAGCGAGCUGGACUACCAGAAGCAGCGAGCGCAGGAGCGGGGUGACAAGUUCGCGUCUGUGGUGAGCCAGUUCAUCACCGUGGCCAGCUUCAGCUUUUCCGACGUGGAGGACUCGCUGACGGAGGCCAAAGACUUGUUCCUGAAAGCCGUCAAGCACUUCGGCGAAGACGCCAGCAAGAUGCAGCCGGACGAGUUCUUCGGCAUCUUCGACCAGUUCUUGCAGUCGUUCGGCGAGGCGCAGCAGGAGAACGAGAACAUGCGGCGGCGCAAGGAGGAGGAGGAACGCAGGGCCAAAAUGGAAGCGCAGCUCAAAGAGCAGCGGGAGAAGGAACGCAAGGCGCGCAAGGCCAAGGCCAACGGCGAGGACGACGACGGCGGCGGCGGCGAGUUCGACGACUUGGUGUCGGCGCUGCGCUCGGGCGAGGUCUUCGACAAGGACCUGUCCAAGAUGAAGCGCAACCGCAAACGCAUCAACACCCAGAACUCGGACGCCGGGCGUGAGCGGCCCAUCACCAAGCUCAACUUCUAGGAUGGCGGCGUCCGCUCGCCGCUCGCCACCCUUCUCAAGGUUUGCCCCCAAACCCCCCCCCCGGACAGACUUCCUCCGUUCCCACACGUGAACGUUUCAUGACAAACAACAAAGACACCGUUUGAUAGGAUCCGCGACGCUGUUUAGUUUUGUUGUACAAGCGAAACUUCCCUUCAAGGACUACAAAAGCGAGGCCGGUUUCUAUCAAUUCACAGGUGGAGACUCAAAUCCUCAUCAGAGCUUUAACAACUGUGACCCAAAAGUAGCCUUGAAGCAGGACCUUUUCUCAACACCCCCCCACCCCACCUUUUUUUUUUUUUUUAAACAAUUUGACACGUGUGCAGCAUUUAUAUAUAUAUAUAUAUAUAUAUAUAUAUAAUAUCAGAUCACUGUUUGUUAAGAGCUGGCCUUAACUGUCGGGUUUUAUGUGAAUUCGGUACUCCUCCAGCCGGGCCUGGGCCUAAACCGCCCGAACAAUUUGAGUUGUGAUGACGUACGAUACGAUGUUCCGUUCAAAAAGGUUGCGUGCUUGUUACACUUGCACAUGUAAAGUUGUAGUUGCGAUGCUUAAAAAUGCCAUUAAAACCAUAACCCAAGCAAGUCGA